This is a messenger RNA of Prunus armeniaca (apricot), 243 nucleotides long. NCBI's taxonomy places the organism in Eukaryota, Viridiplantae, Streptophyta, Magnoliopsida, Rosales, Rosaceae. The record is from the annotation of a GenBank genome assembly.
AUGGAGAAAGGUUCAUUCAAGUCAGCUUUCCUCAUUGUGCUCUUUCUUGUUUCAUAUGAUGGUGUGCAAUUCGGAGUAGAAGCAAGAGGACCAGUUGUUCGUUAUCCGUGCAACGAAUCUGCUCCAUGCCCCUCAUUUUGCUCAUGCGUCGAGAAUUGGUGUAAGUGUCCGCCAGCUAAAAUAUUGAAGUUCAUUCCUCAAGACAUCUCUACACACCCGCAAGCACAGAAGGAAAUGCCAUAA